This is a messenger RNA of Peronospora farinosa, 2292 nucleotides long. The record is from the annotation of a GenBank genome assembly. NCBI's taxonomy places the organism in Eukaryota, Oomycota, Peronosporomycetes, Peronosporales, Peronosporaceae.
AUGUUAUCCGCACGUCUACUACGGCAUCAGCUAUUGCUUCCUUACAGCGUCCCCUCAACUUUCCGCUACCUGCAUCAGCAACAAAAAGAAAACCUAUUUGACAAGAUCCUCGUCGCUAAUCGUGGCGAGAUCGCUGUGCGUGUCAUGCGCACGUGCAAGAAACUGGGCAUCAAAACAGUGGCUGUGUAUUCAGAGCCUGAUGUGAACUCUAUGGCUGUACGUAUGGCGGAUGAAGCGGUCUGUGUAGGUCCAGCACCUUCAAAUCAAAGCUAUCUCAGUAUCCCCAAGAUCUUAGAAGCCGUCAAAGCUACGGGAGCUCAAGCUGUGCAUCCAGGCUACGGAUUCUUGUCGGAAAACAAGGACUUUUGCGAAGCAUUAGAGGCCAUUGGAGUGACAUUCAUUGGCCCUGGUCGUGAAGCUAUCCAGGCUAUGGGAGACAAGAUUGAGUCCAAGCAACUGGCAAUGGACGCAGGGGUUAAUACGAUCCCUGGCUUCUUGGGAGAGAUUGACACAUCGGAAGCUGCUGUUCGAGUGGCUCAGGAAAUUGGAUAUCCUGUUAUGAUUAAAGCUAGUGCUGGAGGAGGAGGGAAGGGAAUGCGCGUUGCGUAUGAUGAUGAAGAGGUGCGGAUGGGUUACCGACUGUCAAAAGAAGAAGCAGCGAGCAGUUUUGGAGACGAUCGGAUGUUUCUCGAGAAAUUUAUCGAAGAUCCACGACAUAUUGAGAUUCAACUCAUUGCAGAUUCACAUGGAAAUAUCGUGCCAUUGCCUGAAAGAGAAUGCUCGAUCCAACGUCGGAAUCAAAAAGUAAUUGAAGAAGCACCAAGUGUGCUAUUGGAUCCGGAAACGAGAGUGGCUAUGGGUAAGCAAGCAGCCAUGUUGGCACGAAAGGUAGGCUACGUAAGUGCUGGCACAGUUGAGUUUUUGUGUGAUAAACACAAGAACUUUUACUUUUUGGAGAUGAACACGCGUCUUCAGGUUGAGCAUCCCGUGACAGAGCUCAUCUCGCGCGUGGACCUCGUCGAACAGAUGAUUCGCGUUGCUGCAGGACAUGAACUACCUAAGGAAUUGCUAGGAGGACCAGUGAAGAUCCACGGCUGGGCUAUGGAAAGUCGUGUGUAUGCUGAGGACCCGGUGCGUGGCUUUCUGCCAUCUAUUGGACGGCUGCUCCAGUACAAGGAGCCCGUCCACCUUCCAGGUGUACGUGUGGACUCGGGUGUGAAAGAAGGUAGCGAUAUCUCCAUGUUCUAUGAUCCGAUGAUCUCGAAGCUUAUUACGUACGGAAAAGACCGCCCGGAGUGCUUGGAGCGCAUGAAGAUAGCACUAAACAAUUACGUUAUCCGCGGCCCAGGAAACAAUAUAUCGUUCUUGCAGGAUGUCUACCGUCAUCCUCGCUUUGCGAGCGGCAAGAUCACUACAAAGUUCAUCGAGGAGGAGUACCCCGAGGGUUUUAAUGGUGUCAAGCUGACACCGGCCGAGACCGAGGACCUCAGAGUUGUCGGCGCGAUCAUGCAUCUGAAGAAAGCUGCCACCAAUAGCCAGAUCUCUGGCCGCAUUCAGACAAUACCCGUGGAAGGGUUUGCAUUUCUCGGCUCUCUCAACGAAGAUGAAGUGGAGUUUGUGUCAGACCAAGCAGGAGUCGUUCCCCGCCUUCGUGCCCUUGCUCCAGGUCUGUCAUCGAAUGAACUGACUGCGCUCGCGGAGCGGAACCACCUCAAGAAUGUGGGCACGCAGCUGGCUGUUAGCAUCGAUGGUCCAUUUGGAGAGUCAAAGUCCGUAGUGGUUGUGGAAGUUGAGGUGGAGAACAAGCUGCACCGCACCGAAACGAAGACGCUAGCUAUGGUGGACAGCGAAUGGCACGUCGUGGGCAAUAUAGACUGGUCGCUCAAUGGGCCGCUAUUCAAGGCAUCGCAUGAAAAGCAGAGCGGAGCAGCAGAUUUUUCGUUGGUGUCACAAAUGCUGCAGACGCUUCCGGAGGGUUUUCGUCUUCAAUUCCAUGGCGCCGUGCAUGACGUAGUUGUGCGAAACGAGUUGGAGGCUGCGUAUGGCAAAUAUAUGCAGCCAAAGCCCGAGGUCGACACGUCCAACUUGUUACUUUGUCCAAUGCCAGGCAUGCUCAUUUCCGUAGCAGUGGAAGUUGGCCAGCAAGUAGAGCUGGGCCAGGAGCUGGCUGUCGUGGAAGCCAUGAAGAUGCAGAACGUGCUUCGCUCUGAGAAGAGGGGCUUCAUCAAAAGCAUUGCACGUGCUGCUGGGGACUCGCUCAAGGUCGACGAGGUCAUCCUUCAAUAUGAAUAA